Messenger RNA from Drosophila mojavensis, 1073 nucleotides. Its product is annotated as putative protein TPRXL. The transcript is spliced from 2 exons. NCBI's taxonomy places the organism in Eukaryota, Metazoa, Arthropoda, Insecta, Diptera, Drosophilidae. The record is from RefSeq and is a predicted model, not a curated record. Bases 58 to 1023 code for a protein of 321 amino acids.
CGAUUGUUGGGCUGGCUUAGUGUUGAUUGAGCUGCUGAAGGCAAUAAAUCAUCAAUAAUGCGCAAGGAGACGAUUUUCAUUUGCCUCAUCCUGGCCGCCUGCUGCUGCGCUUAUCCGCAGAGCACGGAGGCACCGUCCUCAACGACUACGCCAAAGCCCGAUGUGGAUGAAAAUCCAAGCAGCAGUACGACAACAACGAUCAUCUCUACAACAGAGAAACCCAAGUCUGAGUUGGAAGCAUCGAUCACGCCCAACUCAGAUGCAUCGAGCACCGCCCUGAAAGACAAUAUUGCAUCGAGCACUACGCCCAACUCGGAGGCAUCUAGCACCGCCCUGAAGGGCGACAAUGCAUCGAGCACCGCCCCGAAAGACAACAAUGCAUCGAGCACUACGCCCAACUCAGAUGCAUCGAGCACCGCCCUGAAAGAGAAUAUUGCAUCGAGCACUACGCCCAACUCGGAGGCAUCUAACACCGCCCUGAAGGGCGACAAUGCAUCGAGCACCGCCCAGAAAGACAACAAUGCAUCGAGCACUACGCCCAACUCAGAUGCAUCGAGCACCGCCCUGAAAGACAAUAUUGCAUCGAGCACUACGCCCAACUCGGAGGCAUCCAGCACCGCCCUGAAGGGCGACAAUGCAUCGAGCACCGCCCCGAAAGGCGACAAUGCAUCGAGCACCGCCCUGAAAGGCGACAAUGCAUCAGGCACUACUCCCAACUCAGAUGCAUCGAGCACAACGCCUAAGGACGACGAUGCCGAGGUUAAGGAGCUGCUGGCCAAGUGCGAGCAGCUGCGCCGGCGCCGUAAGCGGGACAGCUCCUCGUCUGAGGAGGACGAGGACAGCCACGAGCAGAAGUCAGUCAAGAAGGAGCGCAAGAAGCUGAAGAAGAUGUGCAAGGAGCUCAAGAAGCAGCAGGAGCGCAAACAGCAGCGGCAGGGAUCGGAAAACCUACGCGAGCUAGCGCAGGCUCUGCACAGCUACCAGAUGAAGCAGAGGGAGCGCAAUGAUCGCAGGAGGAACUAAACGAUCAAUUGCACAAAAAGAUAUUGAGUUCUUUUUUUUUUUUUUUUUUU